This is a messenger RNA of Gekko japonicus, 785 nucleotides long. It is a transcript of the gene MREG, whose product is annotated as melanoregulin. Bases 54 to 785 code for a protein of 243 amino acids. Lineage: Eukaryota; Metazoa; Chordata; Lepidosauria; Squamata; Gekkonidae. The record is from RefSeq and is a predicted model, not a curated record. The transcript has 7 exons. Gene Ontology annotation, biological process: melanosome transport. Gene Ontology annotation, cellular component: melanosome.
AUAUGUUGGCCUUCAUUCUAUCUUAACUCUUGCAAGAGAGGAAGAGACCAGAGAUGGAGUUCUGGUACAAAGUUUGCUGUUGCUGCUGCCAUAGAGAAGAGGAACUGGAGAAGAAUCCGCUGGUCGUUGGCGACACCCUUCAGUAUUUCAACAAGCUGCAGAAACGCCGGCGCUCCGAGGCCAUCAACUUGUGGAGCGAGCCUGCCGACAGCACCCACAUGGAGCGGGACGAUGACCACGAACUCUACAUGCUGCUGCAGAAGAGGUCCAAAAUGCGCCGGGGGUCAGAGGGCUACCGACGUGUGAGCGUUGAUAUCAGCGCCCAUCGGCAGAUCCGUCGGAAGGUGAAGGACCGCUGGAAGCAAGUCCUGGAAGCUUUAGGAUUCAAAGCUGAAGCAGACGGGCUUCUGGCGAUCACCUCCAGCACCUCGUAUGAAUCCCUUCGUAACCCCCAAGAUGCCCGCAGGCUCCUCAAUGCCUUGGCUGAGCGGACGACUAUUUUCGAUCGUCACCGAGGAGGCCCACCAGAGAGAUAUCUCUUUAUCCUGGACCGGCUUCUCCUCCUCGAUGUGGGGGAAGACUUCCUGUCAGCUGCUAGGACCGCCUCCUCCUCCUCGAUCGCUGGAUUCUCCCAGGUCUUGCUGCACAUCAAGAUCCACUUUGAUUUUGCCACGAGCGAAAAAUUCAAUGGCUCCUCAGAGCUGGCAGAAGACGCUUUGGUGCCUGAGGUGACCCGCGACUGCGGGGCAACUGGAGAAGAUCAGGCAGGGAACACAGGCAUUUAA